Molecule: messenger RNA, 519 nt
Organism: Alternaria alternata
Lineage: Eukaryota; Fungi; Ascomycota; Dothideomycetes; Pleosporales; Pleosporaceae
Exons: 2
Coding region: 1-519 (172 amino acids)
Biological process (GO): mRNA splicing, via spliceosome
Source: RefSeq, a predicted model, not a curated record
AUGGCUGAACACAAGACCAUCCAGAAGCACUUCCCUGCGGCCUUCCGCAGCAUGCGCUGCCUCUCUUGUGGCCACGACACCACCAAGGGCAAGGUCUUCCGCAACAUUCUUAAGCCCGUCUCUUCCAAGGCAUGCCUUGGUGUAAAGAAAAUUACACUACACUGCAAGUGUCCCGGUUGCGCCACCGCGAUUAUCAUCGAAACUGAUCCCAAGAACGGGGGCUACCUCGAGGUCGCUGUUGCCGAUGCGUUGGACGAGAUCAGAGCAGCGGACGCACGAAGAGAAAAAGUUGAUGCGAAAAGUACUGUGAUUGCUCUUACGCUGUUGAAAGACGCUGAGCAUGCUGAAUAUGCUGAGGUUGCGCGGGCUGCGUUCAAGGGUGCAAAGAGGAGCUUACCAGGCUCGGAGUCACAAGAGGAAUCGUCGGGUGUGGAGUUUUCGGCAUCUAGGCCGGCGAAGAAGGUUAAGAAGGAUUUUGCGAAGGCGUUUAACAUUGAGAGAAAGAUGGAUAGUAUUUAG